Molecule: messenger RNA, 7929 nt
Organism: Contarinia nasturtii (swede midge)
Lineage: Eukaryota; Metazoa; Arthropoda; Insecta; Diptera; Cecidomyiidae
Product: putative mediator of RNA polymerase II transcription subunit 26
Exons: 9
Coding region: 1199-5221 (1340 amino acids)
Source: RefSeq, a predicted model, not a curated record
UUAAUAGAAAAUUUCGGACAUGGUCGUUUUCAGCCUGUGUCUAUCUUUCAUACGUAGUUGAAAUUAGCAGAAAAUAUAUCGACAGUGAAUUAGUGUGUUAGACAAGUGAGGAACAAUAAAGAAUUUCAUUCAAUGGACAUAAAAUAAAAGACGUAUUGCAAAAACUCUUUCGAUUUCGAGAAUACAGAUUUCAUUUUAUUAUUUUGUGUUGUGUUUGAUUCUUUCAACGAAUUUUGGUUAGGUUAAAUCUGACUUUUAUUUUGUUCCAUUUCGAAUUACAACUAUUGGUUUUCAGUUUUGCGGUCGACAAUUUGAUUGUGAUUGAAAAGUGAGAGAGAAGAAAAAAGACAAAAUCACCGAAGUACUGCACAUAUUUUCCAUUACGAAAGAGUCAAAAUAUACGAUCGAACAACAAAAAAUAAAUAAGAAUUGAGAAAAAGAAUCAAAUUGAUUGUACAGUGUGAAAAGUGUGUAGAAAAGUUAACAAGCGAAUCUCAAAUAUAAGGGGAGAGAGCAGAAAAGUAGCAUACAACUACGAAAUGGCGUCAAUGGGGACAUGCCAACAAUGAUAUUUUGUCGUGUUUAAAGAGCCCAAAAGUGGCCACCAUACGCAUUUUGUUCACGAAAAAAUAAAUCAUAUAUUCAAAUUGUAUUUGGAUGGAGGCUAUUUGUGUACGUCGUAAAAAGGACUGUAUUGCAUUUUAGGAACACACGGCUGUGCUUUUGUAUUGUAAGAUACCAUCAGCGAAACAGAAAAAAAAAACCAUUUCCAUCUGACUGCUUGAUUGACAUGAAUAUGGUGAAUACAGGCAAAAGUUUGCUGCUGUCAGAUGCUUUCUGACGACUUUGUUUAAACACGCAAUAACAUAGACAGUUUUUCAUUUCGGUUCGAAGUUUAUAAUAAUCAAUCAAUAAAGAGCCAGCGUUCAAUCUGGAGCAAUACUCGUUUACUCCAUAAUUGAACUGAAGUUUUAAUAGUUUUAGAUAGGAUAAUAUUGUCUUAUUGGAUUUCAUAUUUAUUUGAUCGUGAUACGCAUACGGGAGACAGUGUGAUUAAAAUACAUUAAAAUCAACUCUUGUUAUCAGAGACCUCAGAGACUUUGAACGCCCAUACGAAACAAGUGCACGGUUGCCAUUGGCAAGCAGAUUUUUUGUUGUAUUGUCGUUUUGUUUAACAAAUCAUUCGUGCACUUUCUCAAUGUCGUCGGUUAAGCGAUCAAGCUUGGCUUCUUCAGAACUCGGUCAAUUGAAAUCUCCUGACAAAUGGGAAACAACAUCGUCAAAGACAUCCAAUGCAUCGGCAACCAACACAAACGACACUACAUGCGACACAAUGUCAUCAUCAACGGCGACCAAGACUCAACAGCAACAGCAAUCACGAGAUGCACCGAAAGCGGGCAAUUCAACACAGCAAGUCACAAAGAAUUUAGAUUUGGAUGACUAUGAAUUAAAGAACCUACUGGAUGAAGCAUAUUCUUACAAAGGACCAAAAGAUAAAGAAAACAAAAGUGAAAUAUUCAAGGAGCUACUACAUAAAGUUGAAAUCGAAGAUCAACAGAAAAACACAUUUUUUACGACGCGCCAGUUUCGUGGAAAUAGCCGUCGACACCAUACUGGUGGCUCGUUACAGGAUCUAGUCGAUAGUGCUAACAAUGAACAGUUAUUAGAUAGUGAUUACAUGUUGGGACCGCAAUCGCGUCGUCAUCAGCAAAAUUCACGAUACACCAAAAAUUUGUCAUCCGUAUCGUCACGGCAACGCGAAGGUGGCAGUUUACCAAAUAAUGUAAAUUCGUCGAGCACCUACUCGCUAUCGACGUUUCCACUCUCCAAAUAUUCAAAAGGUAAUGCAAAAAAUUGCGCCAAAAAUAAGCUGGAAUCGCACGACUAUGAACGACACCCACUCAGCAAUCAUCAUCGACCUGCAUUUAUUGGCGAAAGUGUGAGCUAUUGCGAAGAAAGUCAACCAUCAAUAGCAUCUACAUCUGCGUCUGUAAUAAAUGCAAACGAUAAAAAUCACACCAUAAUUAAUAUUGAUGAUCCAGAAGAGACCAGACACUUGUUAGCACAUGAUUCUUUAGCUCAGGAUACAUCUGAAGUACAUAGAGAGGAUGGUACCGAACUAUUACAAUUGAAAAAACAUCGUCAGGCAACAAUGAACUAUUUAUCCAAUGUAAAAGACCUCGGCGAAGCGUCACGGCAAAAUUGUUCCGUUGAUACACCGAUCCAUUUCUUGAAAUAUUCAUCUCCAACAAUCAGUGAGGCAUCAUUGAGUGGCAAGGUGUACACAAAAAGUUCAAUUGAUCCGAAAUAUGCACCCACUAGACACGUCCCAUUGAAUCCACCACAGGUGAACACAAAUAAGCUAGAUGAAAAUGGUAAUGCGAUUCUAGCAAAACCAACCACAACUAUACCACUGCUAGCAAAUCCUCCAACUCAAAAACUGAAACCAAAGCGCAGCAAUAAAGCGGAUCGUAAUACAACGACUUGGACUGUGCCAACAGGUAUCGACUACAAUAUUGAUUCGAUUGUGGCUUUUAUUGAAAAUACGGACACAACAAAAAAGACCAACAACAAUCUCAGCGCGACAGAGCGUACGAAUCGAAAGGAAAAGAAGAACAUAGAUAAUAAAAAGAAAGAAGUAAAUCGACUGAAAAAGAGCACAUCAAUGGAAGAGCUAAAAAGUAGUAGCAAGAUUGAAGAGGAGAUUGCUCAAUCGGAACGUGCUCAGGUUUCAUUGCGACAAAAGCAAAUGCAAAAUGCACAAAAACGAAAUACAACAACAUCAACCGAUAAUUCAAAGCAAUCGAACAAUAAACGUGGCGAACGUCGUUCAUGGGGCACUGAAGAGCUCCACGAUUUCGAAACGUCAGACGAACGUGAAACAAAGAAACACAAAGAAACCAAACCAAAUACGAAAAACAAUCGAAAAACCGAACAUAUUGUAUCGACCAAUGCGUCUAUUGAGUCGAUACCAACGAACGUUGAAGCAGCCGAAUUUCAUGUGGUGACCAAAAAGAAGAAAACGAAAAAGCGUCAAAUCAUUGAAGAGGCCAAAGCAAAACAACAAAUGAGCCAACGUGAUCAAACCCAAUUGCAUGGUCGCCAAUCAAACAAUAACACAUCGAACAGCUCACAAAAAUAUCAACCGAGCAGCACCUACACAAAUGAUCGUGAUAUCUAUGUGAAUUCGCUAAUGACCAAGGAAAAUCGUCGCAAAUCCACAUCGUCAGUGCCACCAUCCGAUAAAUCCGAUUCAAGUGAUCUCGAUUCGGUUCAUUCGUUACCAAUUGAAUCGACCACCGGCUGUACAUCAUCAAUCAUAUCGUAUGCAGAAAUGGCACGCAAAGCAAAUCAACAGCCCGACAAAUUGUCGAAUGUGAAUGCAUGGCCAUCGGUUUCACAAAACGGAAAGAAUAGCGAAUCACCGGAAAAUUCGAAUACCAGCACAAGCAGCAGUAUAGUUAGUUCAAAGAGUCAAGCAUCCAAUCGAUCACAUGACACAAUAAAAGCAUCUUCGUCAAACGAAGAGAAAUCGCCUUCGAAUUCCGACGAUUCAAGAACGAUGGACACACCAAAACUUGGCGAGUAUGUGAAGAAUCAAUUGCAAAAAUCAAAAAGUUGCGACAAUGAAAAGUACACGACAAACAUGAGCAUGGAUCAAUUUCCGGGAUUGGAAAAAACAGUCAAACCGCAAAAGUCACAGCCAAAUUUUGCAUCAGUACUCACAUCACCGCCACCAUCAUUGUCCGUACCGCCGUUAUCGCUACCAUCACAACCAUCCACAUCAACCGCAGCCACUGUUGUAGUAGCCUCACCACCACCGCUACCACCAAUAACACCCGUGACGAUGGUGUGCAUUUCGACAAUGACAACCAAUGAAAAAGUGGCCAAGCCACCGAUCACAAAGAAAUCUUCGCAAUCGACCGCCGAAACAAAUGCUCCAAAGGAGCAUACAAAUAAAUUGCAAAAACCCAUUGAAGAAAAGACCGAUAAUACUAAUAAACAUGUAGUGGAUGCAUUCAGCUCCAAACUACAGUUUGUCCAAAACAGUGCAAAGGCUGAGGAGAUCGCUAAUAGUGACUCAAGCAAUUUAUUUGCUCCGAUCAAUAUUAAGAAAGCCAAAAAGACACAUCAACAACCAGUCAACACCCAGCCACAGCGUACGUCGCGUCAAAAUGCUGUCGUUUUCAGUCAACAUCAAAUGAGUAAUGAAAUUAUGAGCCCGUUACUAUUUGGUGACUUCAAUGAUGACAUUCUGCAGCUGAUGAAGCAAGAGGUUGAAAAUCAUGUGGUUGAUGGGGCAGCAAAUGGUCCAACAUCGAUCAUCGAUACGUCCGCCACCAAUUGUUUGACAGCAUUUGAAAGUGCCGAUAAUUAUGCAACGAACGAUUGCAAUCAACCAAAACCAAAUAUUCAUACACCGAUGAUGUCUUCACAAUCCGAUCCAGGAUACGCUUCCGCAAACAAACCGCGCACCAUUGUUCCGACUGAAUCUCAUGAGAUGAUUAAUAAUCAUCAAGUUUUCGGCGAAAAUCACGUUGGAAAUAGCACAAUCACAGAGCUAUCGAAUAGAAAGAGCAACGUAACAAAGAAAACAAGUUUAAACAAAAUUAAUGUCAAUAAUAAAAUCAGUGAUGUAGUUAGCAACCAAUCAUUAAAUAAUAACAAUAAUAUGAUUAACAAUAAUAUUAGUUUAGGCGACACAACAACAGCCAAAGCUGUUGGUGUCACGCAAUCGAUUUGUGAUUCAGAUAGUUUGAAUAACAACAUAAAUUUGCAAAUGAACGACAAAAAUCGGCAUAGUGUCGAUGUUGAUGUUAUAAAAGCGCAACACAAUGAUGUCGCUGCCAACACUAAAUCGUUGAACGCCCAAAAUAAUGUACAUAACACAGUUUCAAAAACUACCAACAAUCAACCGACUGCAAACUACCAACAAAAGGGUAUCAUUACCUAUGAUAAUGUUAAUAAUCAAAUGAUAGAUACCAUUGCGAAUGCAGGACCGAAAGUGGUAUCAUCGUCAAAUAAACUGUCAUCAAUGGAGAAUGAGAUUGUUCCCGUAAACUCUCAUCCUGCCAAUGUUUCUCACAAAGGCGCUAACCAUGUUGAGGCCCGAGGAGCGUUCGUCCCACACAAUCAUAAUCACAACGACAUCGUUCACUUCGUUGGCUCAGCUUGGGAGGAAGUGAAAUGUGGCCGUGCCCACUAUUUCGGCGGACAAUAAUAUCGAUUUUAGUGAAUCAUUGAAUUCACGACAAUGCAUCGCAGCGCGAAUGAUAUACACAUCCUACAUACCAAGUCAACGUCAUCAAAAUCAUUAAUACUUCAAACAAACAAACAAACAAAAAAAUGUGCAUAUACAUAUAAAUAUCAUCAUCAGCUUUUACAUUAUGCCUACAACUAGCUAUUUUCAAUAUCGGGCAAUUCUGGUUUCUUGCAAAUUUGUGCAUCCAGAAAAUCAAAUGGUUCCUCGAUAUUUACAGGGUUGCCAGACGACCGACAAAUGGCUGGCAAUAUCGAUUCAACCGAUUUAUCGGCUUAUAACUAAAUUCUAAUUCUUACCAUUUCCCUAAAAAAACAAAACUAAAACAAAAUAAUGCAUAAUUCAAUCAUUCAAAUCAUGGCCAACGAGCCAAAUUAAAUUAUAAAUAAUCUAAAGAGCGUUUUUUUGCGAAAAAAAACUUCGUUUCAUCUCGUGCAGAUAAGAAAACGUGAAAAAAAAAAAAUAAAUUAAGCCAAAUAAUUUGCAAAAGUUGCAACAUUUUGAAAAUGUAAAACAUUUUUUUUAGUGGUAAGUGUUGAAAAAAGAGACAUUUGAAGACAGUGAGAAAACUAAAGAUAAACAUAAAUCACAUUUAAAAUAAAUAGAAGAAAAGAAAACUAUCUAUAUAUACAUUGUAACAUUGCUUACGAUGCUAAAAAAAUUUGUGUGUGAAUUUAAUCGGCGAUAGUUUGAAAAUGUAUUUUGAUCAAAAGUGUUUGGCACAAUGAUUUUAUGAAACUGAAAAGUCUAAGAGUGCAACAAUAUUUUAAUCAGCUCAGUGUCUGUUAAUGAAAAAAGUAAUCGGUCAAAAACAGAACAUCUAGCAUCAUUUGCUUACAAUAUACCAAAAUCGACCGAAAAUAUGUAGACAAUUUACUGAAGAAAAAAAAACAACAACUAUAAAACAUUUAUCGGUACCGUAAAUAAAAAAAUAAUAAUUGCGGGUAAAACCAUUCAUGUAAAAAAAGAUAUAUAAAAUUAAUUUUAAGUUUAAACAAACAAAAAUCCGUGUGAUGAUGAAAUCGCGGUUAAACCAGGCAAAAAAAUCACAACUAAAAAAAACUCUCUAAUUUAAUAGGAACAUUUAAAAUUAUUUAAAAGAAAGCUACCAAUGGCAACAUAAAAAACGCUUGUAAAAUCUAAAAAUCGAGCACAAAAAUGAUAAAAAGAUAGCAUAUAUACGGGGAAUUUUAUGAUAAAAGUCCAUCAAAUAUUCCCCUCAACGUUGUUGAUCUCAACAUGUGAAUUCAACAAAAAAAAAAAAGUAAAACAAUAGAAAUGAACCACAACACGCAAGUUUUUUUCAUGGCAUGUUGGAGAUAUUGUGGCCCGGACACUCGUAAAUCGUCUGAUCGAUCGAUUGAUCGCUGGAACGGAUUCAACGUGACGAGCCAAAUUCAUCGAAUCAUUCAAAAUUGCUUAGCAAAAAAACAUAUUCAUCGAAUUUAUUGUCCACGCCACACUGAAAAGACUUUACAACUCUGUAGAAAAAAUGUGCAAGAAUUAUCGGGAUAAUUAAUCCACAAAACAUAAGAGUAAAUAGAAUUUAUAGUUUGCCCAAUCAAAUAGAGAAAGAAAAAAUAGAAGUAAAAACGAAUUGAAAUAACUAAAAAUAUAUAUAUAAUACUAUUAUUUAAUUACUACUAUCUAAAAGAAGAAGAAAAUGAUGAUAAAUCAUGAAAUAGCAAUGAGUCUGUAAUCAUUCAAGACUUUAGUUAUGCGUGAAAUUUUACAUGUAAUAGUUACUACUUUUACGGUGUACCAUACAACAACAAAAUGUCAAUAAAAUACCGUGGAUUCAUUUAUUAUGUAAUGCGAUUCAGUAGGAAAAACACACACACACACACACACACACACACGAAAUAUGAAAACAAAAAAUAUUCAAAAAUGAAUGCCGAAGCUAAUCAAUCCAUGAAAGUUUAUGUUUAUGCACGUUCUGUUUUUGUGCACUUAUAAAAGAAUGCAAACAGUCAAUAUUUAACAAACAAACAAACAAAAAUAAUAAAAGAAAAGCAAACACACUCAAUCGUCAGCCCUUAGAUUUUAUUUUUAACAUUUUCAGUUGAUUUAUCUGUUCUCAUUUUAUUAUGUUCAUUAAACGACAAACAAACAAAAAAAAUGAUAUAAAACAUUGUUAUUGCUUCUUAAAAGAGAAAUAUAAGUUGAAUGAACAUUGCACUCAGAGUAGAAAAUCGCAUUAGUAAAAAUGAAUGGGCAACAUUUAUUUUGAAUCCAUGCAAAACGCAAUACACGCUUUCGGCAUAUCAAAAUCGCAGACAUUUGCCAUAGAAAAUGAAGAACAUAGAAAAAAAAAUAUCCACACAAAUAAUAAUGGUGAUGAUAUUAAAAUGGACAUAGAUAUUUUGACAUUUAAUGGAAAGAUAAAAAGAAGAAAGAGACGAAAAUUUUACAAAAAUAAAAGAUUUUUGUGUGAAAUGCCCUCUCUCUUUCUGUGUUUCCAAAUGAAAAAUAAAAAAAAUACAAAGAAGUCUCUCCAGUUCCGCAAUAUCCCAAGUUGUUAUCUAAGAUAAAUAUGAGUGUAAAUUUAACUAUCAAAUGAAACAAAUAUGAACAGAAAAUACAAAUUCUAUGUUUCAUUCUACUAAUUCUGUCUUGAAUCAAUGUAUAAGUCAAAGAAAUAUGAAUUUAAACAUUUUUAUUUUUUUAUA